Messenger RNA from Hydra vulgaris (swiftwater hydra), 2329 nucleotides. RefSeq names its product frizzled-4. The record is from RefSeq and is a predicted model, not a curated record. Gene Ontology annotation, molecular function: Wnt receptor activity; Wnt-protein binding. Gene Ontology annotation, cellular component: plasma membrane. Gene Ontology annotation, biological process: non-canonical Wnt signaling pathway; canonical Wnt signaling pathway. NCBI's taxonomy places the organism in Eukaryota, Metazoa, Cnidaria, Hydrozoa, Anthoathecata, Hydridae.
AGAUGGAUUUAGAUGCAAAUAUUUGCGUGCGUUCGGUUGUUUAAAAUCUUAUCCAAAUUAGCAGAAAUAAAGGAUAUUUUACACUUAAAGUAAACAAAGCGCGAAAAAAAAAACGAAAAAUAAAAAAUUCCACAAUGCGCGAAUAAAAACAAAAACUAAAAGCAAUCAAUAAUUUGCUCACAGCACAUAAGUAAUUAAUUGAGUUUUUUUGUUUGUUUUAACCCCCGUUAGAGUUGUUUUAAAUCGUCAACCUUCGUCAUUCUGAGCGAUGGCAAACUGAAUUAUUACUAAAGAUUAUAACUGGAUUAAGAUAACACGUUUAAAAAAUUCUUUUUGAUGGUUUCUCACUAUAAGUGAAAAAAAUAACAGCUAUUAUGUUUUUCAGACUUCUUCGAUAAGGUUUUGUGGUUGUUGUUGUUGUUUUUAAAGAAAAUACGGUUCUUGAAGAAAAUAUUUGGAACUUAAGUGAUUUUGUUAAACAUAGUUGUAAUUUUAACAGAAAUGAAAUAAAUUCAACAACAAAGAGAUUUAACACAGACAUGACGAGAAUUUCAAAUACUUUUGUACCAUUAUCUCUUUUAUUGACUUAUAAUAUUUGUUCCAUUAUAAAAAUAGUAUAUGGAAAUGGUGAAUCUGAAAGUGAGUGGCACAACACGUGGAAAUGUGUUCCGAUACGUCUUGAUUUUUGCAAAGAUGUAGCGUAUAAUGAAACAAUAAACAUGGAAGGUGGUAUUUCUAAUCCAUAUACAGAUAAAACAAAUCAAGAUGAAAUAAAAAGUGAGCUAUCUCAUUUUACUCUAUUGUUAAGGACGGGAUGCUCUGUGCACUUGCGUUUGUUGCUAUGUAGUGCUUAUUUACCCUAUUGCAGUCCAAAAGUAGAAAAACCUAUUACUGCUUGUCGGCCUUUAUGCGAGGAAGUAAAAAGAAAAUGCUUAAAACAUAUGGACACGUUUGAUUUUGGAUGGCCUUCAAGUCUAGAGUGCUCCAAGUUUCCCAAAAAGAACUCUAUCGAAUCUUUAUGUCUUAAUGGAGGUCUAACUUCUUUAAAUGCAACAAAAGAAAUUUCGGAAAAGUCCGUACUCUCGACAAAAAGCAAGUUUUCUAAAAUAGAUGAAAAAAUAUAUACACUAAAUCACAGUCCAACUUCGUCAAAAGAAAUUGAUAAUCACAUUCCUUGCAGUCUUGGUUAUUCAAGAAACAGCAAGAAUUACUUUUUUUCACAAAAAACUAAAACCUGCGUAUUAGAUUGUUUUAAAAAUGGUUUGUUUUCUUCGGAAGAAAAAGAUAGUGUUGAAAAAUGGAUGUCUGCUUUGUCUAGUUGUUGUUGUUUAAUAUGCUCUGUUGCUCUGGUCGUUUCCUUGGUCGAAUACAAACGAGUUUUAUAUCCAGAAAAAGCGGUUGUUUUUAUCACAGUGUGCUUUGUUUUUUAUUCAAUCGGUCACAUUAUCCGAAUUGUUUAUACUCGAGAGAAUAUUAGUUGUGGCGAAGAAAAUGGAAAAAAGUAUAUGCUUCGUGAUGGCUCCACAAACGUCGCGUGUUCCUCAAUUUUUGUUUUAUCUUACGGAUUUUUUAUGGCACAGAAUAUUUGGUGGGUUAUACUAACAAUCACGUGGUUUUUAAAUUCUGGCUUGAAAUGGAAAAAGCAAACAUUGACAAAAAAUGUUAAAUACUUUCAUGUCGUUGCAUGGGGUAUUCCUUGCGCUAAAACGCUUGUGAUACUAGUUUUACGAAAGAUAGACGGAAACGAACUAACAGGAAUGUGUUCAAUUGGAAAUCACCAUGAAAGGCUAUCGUCGCUGAGUGGUUUUGUUUUGGGCCCUCUUUUUACUUAUCUUCUUACGGGAACUAUUUUUUUGCUUUUCGGAAAAGUUGUUUCAUUCAAGUUGUUAUCUAGUUCAUCGGAUAAUUCCAAAACAUUUUUGUUUAAGCAGGAAAAUAAUUCAGUUGGCCCUUUAGCAGUUUCACACGCUUUAUUUUCUGCUUAUAUAUUGUCUAUGUACUUUUAUGAGUAUUUUAAUAAGACACUGUGGCUUAAUGAUGUGUAUUUAGAAAGACCGAACUUUUAUUUGUUUCUUUUGAGAAUUAUUUUUGAGUUUAUGAUUGGAAUAACUGCUGCCGCAUGGCUUUUAAUAUUAUAUCUACCUGGGUUUUGUAAGAAACUAUUACGCAAAAUUCGUUCUUCGAACCAUCCAUCGCCUUUACUUUCGAGAUUUUCAUCUCGACCUAAUGAAUCUUUUAUUUAGAUUUUCUACAUAGAAUGUAUUAAUGCUUAAGAUAUUUUUAAAUUUCUGUUUAUUGUUUGCAAGAAACGAAAAAAUAAUGAAACUUA